This is a messenger RNA of Psylliodes chrysocephalus, 1025 nucleotides long. NCBI's taxonomy places the organism in Eukaryota, Metazoa, Arthropoda, Insecta, Coleoptera, Chrysomelidae. The record is from the annotation of a GenBank genome assembly.
UUAUGAUUAGCUAAUCAGUGUAAAUUAGAUUUUUUUAACCAUUCUAUACAAAAAUCAAUUGCAGCAACUGCAUUAAAAAUAGAAUAAUUAUUUUUCCAUUACUUUCAAAAAAGCGACACUCAUUUCAUUGUGUGCCGUUGUAUGUAAAAGGCGACAUUCCCUUUACUGUUAACUUGUUUUUAGUUUUAAAGUUAUGGCACUCAUUUUGAAAAAAAUUUACAAAUCAUAUUUUUUUUUAACGGUUGAUUCAGUAGAUCAUGACUAUGUCGAAAAUUGGACUCAUUCGCCGCUUUUCGUAGUCAGCUUUAUAGCGGGCUAUCUAUUUAUUGUAAAAAAAUUAGGGCCAAAAUUUAUGGAAAACAGAAAACCUUACAACAUUAGAAAACUUCUAAUAGUUUAUAACGUAAUACAAAUUUUGAUUAAUUUAAAACUGACGUAUGAGGCUUUUCUUACAAUACAAGCAUCUCCGUAUACACUAUGUGUGCAAAGUCCAUUGAGAGAUUUGGUUUAUUCAACCCGACAACAAUAUUUUGCAUUAAAAUUGUUGGACAGCAUGGAGACGGUAUUUUUUGUACUAAGAAAAAGUGAUCGGCAAGUAAGUUUCUUACACGUAUACCAUCAUGGCAUUAUGAUAUUCACCGGAUGGGUAGGUGCCAAAUAUGAUCUAGGAGAUACCAUUAUGUUGAUUGGUGUCCUAAAUUGUUUCAUACAUGUCAUUAUGUUCGUUUACUAUCUUCUCACAAGCAUCGAUUCUGCAUGGAAGAAGAGUGUAUUUCUUAAGAAAACACUUACUACACUUCAACUCAUCCAGUUCCUAUCAUUAAUUUUAAUCUACACAUUUGAAAGCAUAAUACCAGAUUGCAAGACAUUUCCUUCAGUUAUAGCGUUCUUAUUUAUUAUUCAAAACAUGUUCAUGUUUUGUCUAUUUAGCGAGUUUUACUACAAAACGUAUUGGAAGGAAGAUAAAAAUCGAAAAAUGAGUUGAAUAAAUAAUUAUAAAGGAUUGAAAUUUAAAAUAUUGUAUU